AUGGUCAGCUCCCUACAACAUACGUUUAACUUGCAUGAAUUUGGUCUGACUUAUCGGAGAAAAGAGCACAUAAAGCCAAGUGCGCCGGGAAAGAGGAUUGAAGCAGCAAUGUUAAUUUUAUUGACCAUAUGUCAAGGUCGCAAGAGAGCUCUUCAACUGGAUGAUUUACAACAAGAAUGGCGGCUCAUUAAACGAUCUUUGUUGUGCAAACACAUACGGACAGAUACACGCACACACGCAUAUAUACACGCAGAUACACACAUGUACAAAUAUUUCCCACAAACAUGUGAGAAGGGGAAAAGGGGAGACAAAUCUAUUCUGUAUCUAUUGGUUGUCGCAAAUUUGAUGUCCAAAGUGCUGCAUGAACUUCAAAUCCGAGUUCCCAAGGGAACACGUGCAAUACUGAGUGUAGCCAAAAAAGAGAUAAGUGAGAUGCGCCGCCGCACCAAAGCGGUAGGAUGGAUAGUGAAGGUUUCAUUUCCGAUUCAUGACGCACAUAAAUUACUUCUACUAAUGAAUCGCCUUCCGCAAUCACGAACAAAUGCAACGCAGCUUAUUGCACGCUCUCCCCUCUGCAAACUCCCGGAAUUAAUUUCGCAGAAAAGUUGA
Molecule: messenger RNA, 609 nt
Organism: Loa loa (African eye worm)
Lineage: Eukaryota; Metazoa; Nematoda; Chromadorea; Rhabditida; Onchocercidae
Exons: 4
Coding region: 1-609 (202 amino acids)
Source: RefSeq, a predicted model, not a curated record